Molecule: messenger RNA, 2500 nt
Organism: Rhodamnia argentea
Lineage: Eukaryota; Viridiplantae; Streptophyta; Magnoliopsida; Myrtales; Myrtaceae
Exons: 2
Coding region: 268-2241 (657 amino acids)
Source: RefSeq, a predicted model, not a curated record
CUUCAUUCGUGCAGACAUUCUGAAUGAUCAUCGUUUUCUAGGUUUCUUGACAGCUUUUGAUCUUGGAAUUCCUCAGAAUAAAUUAGUUCCAUAUGGGUGCGGCAUCACUUGGCUGACAGCUACCAAGCGAAAUUGCUCACCGUGGCACCAUCUUUUGUCAGCUUGAGAAAGGAUCUUAAGAGCCUAAUCCGGGGCAAGAGGGUCUCCCGCCACCUUCUUUUCUCUCCUCGUCCGGAGGUUAUCUCACAAAGACUUGUCAUAACGACGAUGAUCGGAACAACCACAGGCGUUGGGCACCAUGCCACUGUAAAGUCAAUGUUGCGUUCGGGAUGCCAUCACAUAGGAUGGGCGUCGAAGAUGAUGUGUCUCUGGGACGACUGGAGCAUCCAACUUUUUGUGCUGCUCGGCUUUAUUUUCCAGAUCGUUCUGGCUGUAUUAGGAAGCCGCAGAAAAAUCUCAAGUGCCGACUCAACCAGAUUCUUCACUUGGGCAUCUUAUUUGCUCGCCUCUUAUUUUGCAACGCUUGCGCUCGGCAAGCUCACGGUGGUAAGCUUCAACAAGUCUGAGGAAGAAUACGAUACCGAACUAAAAGCAUUGCUGGCGCCUUUAAUUCUACUGCAGCUGGGGAAUCCAGACAGCAUCACCGCAUACUCCGUAGAAGACAACCGGCUCAGCACGAGGCGUGUAUUGAACCUUGUCCUCACAUUUUCGUUCGUGGUCUGGAUCCUGCGGCGAAGUUGGAAGACCUCCAUCCAGAUGACACUGUACUUUCCGAUGCUUGUUGCCGGGAUAAUCAAGUACGGAGAAACGAUUUGGGCGCUCUCUUCUGUCUACGACGAGAACACGAACUUGAAGCAAGAGGAUUUUGAUGAAGAAACGGAGAUGUACUCUGAAUUGACCGACUUCCGUAGCGAAAUUCCCAAUCUGGAGAUUUUCUUGAAGGCUUACUUUCGGUUUGAUUGCCUAAAGCCUCACCUUGCUGACUGGAUGAAGCAACCCUUCUUCCUGAAGCAUCGUAAUAAGUUGAUCGAACAAUCCAGUCCUAAAGAAAUAUUCUUGAUAACCGAUCUGGAACUCGGGUUCAUGUAUGAUGUCCUCUACACUAAAGCACCAGUUCUAUAUACCGGGUGUGGGAUCGCGCUCCGGGUCAUCGGCUAUCUCAGUUUGCUGUUGACAUUAGGCGGAUUCGUGGGGCUUUUCUUUGAGAAACACUUGAGAGAUCCGUACGUUAUCUACACGUUCGGGCUGCUGAUUGGAGUCGUGCUUCUGGAAACUUAUCAGUUGUUGAAGCUAUUCUGUUCGGAUUGGGUGAUUGUAAGGUCUAAUAAGCUCUUAAAGAAUGCAAUGCUCUUGAAGUUUCUGAAGCUUCUUGUCAAGUGUUCGCUAAAGAAGGAAAGGUGGUCUAACACAAUUCCGCAAUUUAAUUUUCUGGAUUUCUGCCAAGCUGAUAGGAGGCCCUGGCUCUUCAGAAUCCUCAGAUUCUUCGGCAUGGCCGAGAAGUUCAGGAAACGUUGGGCACCGAAUUCCAUGCGAUUUCCCGAGUACUUGAAAGGAUUCUUGCUUGAAGACAUAAAAAAGUUUGAAACAAAGAGAGACGGUCGACCCUUCAGGAAAAGAGGCGAAUGGUCGCUCGGCAUUCACGGGUCUGUGGAUAACCUCAAAUGGAGUAUCGAGAUGGCAUUUGAUAGAAGUAUCAUCGUAUGGCACAUUGCAACCCAUGUCUGCUACUACUCGUGCCAUGAAAAAACAGACCGUAAGGAGGCAAGCAAACUGAUAUCAGAUUACAUGAUGUUCCUUCUGGUACGACAUCCUAGCAUGCUUUCUUCGACCACGGCGGAUCUCACUUUCAGUCACGCCUACACAAAGUUCAUGAAGUUCCUGAACAGAAUCCCCGAGUCUCAGCGUGGCGUAGGAAAAGUCCUGGAAGUUCUAACGGGGCCCGAGCCCGUGCGAGAAAGAGACUCAGAGAGGAGCCUCAAAACUCCAAUCACUGGGGGGUGGAAUGUCCUCGAGGAAGCGCGGAAACUCGCGAGAGAGCUGGAAAGUAGAACAGAUACAUGGGAGCUCAUCUGCAGCGUUUGGGCCGAGAUGCUAUGUUUCGCGGCGUACAACUGCCAGCGAUACAACCACCUGAAGCUGCUGAGGCAGGGCGGAGAAAUCAUCACUCACGUGUGGCUCCUCCUUUCUCACAAGACGGACAAGUUCAAAACCAUCAACUCUUCCAACAUCGUGAGCGAAUAGAGAUGGUGGCAUGUUGCUGCUACCGCAUAUGAAACUACUUAUCUUCUGAAAUUAGGCAAUAUUAUCAUACUGGACAUGGUGGAGUCAAUCACUGAGUUUCUUUCUUUUUCGGUUUUCCCUUUCAUCCGAUCUCUCUUCCGCGCGAAUGCGUAUCGAUUUCAUGUAAUCUGGUUGAGAAGAUGUUGAUGUUCCUGACUUUUCUCAUCACAUGUAUGAUAAAAUUCUGGACACAGGAUAUGGUGUCAAACAUCGGAUUGCU